Messenger RNA from Lichtheimia ornata, 1269 nucleotides. RefSeq lists its product as uncharacterized. The coding region runs from base 1 to 1269 and encodes 422 amino acids. The record is from RefSeq and is a predicted model, not a curated record. The transcript has 3 exons. NCBI's taxonomy places the organism in Eukaryota, Fungi, Mucoromycota, Mucoromycetes, Mucorales, Lichtheimiaceae.
AUGACAUGCGACACUGAUGAAAACAAUCAUGUCUAUAAAAUCAAUAUACAACGUUUAGAGCAUGAUACGGAUAACAAGUAUAAAGAGUUCUUUGAAAAAGGACUCAAUGCACUUUUGGACGAUGAACAUUUUCUGUUACUUUAUGUGCCUGAUAACGGAGACAAGAUGCAAAUUGUACGACCUGCCAGCAAUCUAUUCCAUCGACGACGCAUGAUCAAAAGGAUCAAUGAAGCCAAACGCAUCCCAUCUUUUUAUUACGCAUUGUCACACCUUUGGGGCCUCACAGAGAACGACCGAUAUCACUGGAAUGAUAUUCAUGAAUACGUGAAUGACGAACAAGGACAACCAGUAAAGCCUGUAUCAAUGCGACCUGAGAAACGAGAUACACUACUUGCAAUGCUCAAGGAUCAUCCUGACAGCUAUUGGUGGAUUGAUGUCUUGUGUGCACGUACCGAUACACCAUUGGAUAUUAUGGGUGACAUUUACUCUUGUUGUCUUGAGUGUAUUGCCAUGAUCGAUUGUGAGCCAAAUGUGAUAUCAGAAAUUCGCACAAUAUCGGGUACAGCAGAGGAGGCACUCGAGGAAUUGUAUAAUUCCAGAGAAGGAGGGUACCUAAAAUACAAGGAUGUAAAGCAAACUCAAGCUCCGCAACUGUUUGGAUACUUGUACAUAUUCAUGCAAAGUCAAUGGUGGAAACGAGUAUGGACCUGGCAGGAGAUGGCUCUACCUGUGGGAGACGUAAAGUUUGUGGCGGAAACAGGGACUCACCAAUCCCAAAGCAACACUCUUACUCUUAAUCAAUUACUUGGGUUUCCAUAUGUAAGAAUGGCGUACCUUCUGAGGGAAGAAGUUCCACUCACUCCGGUGCAUGAGAGUGAGAUGAAGCUUAUGAGAGAGGUCGUAUCCGCGGUUGAGGAAUAUCUAAGUGGCAUAGAAGACGCCAGGAGAGCCUGCAAAGGUCGUUUCAGGUCGAAAUGGGGGAGUUUUUGCCACCUAAUUAGUUCAUUGAGUGAUUCCACACGACGAUGUUAUGAUCCAUGCGAUUAUGUUUAUGGUGUGCUGGGUAUGUUGCAGAUCAAAAUCCCAAGGAUGGAGGAUCCCAAUGAAGUCUGGCGAUGCUUAUUGAAUGAGCUCGAUCGUCAUCCCGUGGAUAUCACGUUUGCACCCGAUAAAUGCAUUGAUCGUGCAGAUGAAAUCGAUUUACUCAAAGUUAGAGCUAUUGGAGAAGUGUACAGGAAAUUGAAUGAUAUCUAUUAUGGUGCUAAAUAA